AUGUAUCUACUCAAAUUAUCUUAAUUAUAAUUUAUUAUGUUUUUAAUUAUAAAUGUUUUAUUAUGUGUUAUAAUAAAGUAGAACAGUCAAUAUUACUGAUAUAAUAAAUCCAGAUGCAAAAAAUUUGUGCAAUGUCAAUAAUCAUUGUUACAGUUAGAGCAUUUUACGUGUAUGUUUGCAGCGCUAAUGUAAUAUGUAACAUGUUUUUACAUUUUGCUUACAAAAUAUAUUGAUUAUAUCAUUCCAAGUAUGUAUAAUUGAUACAAGGGGAGUUAUUUGUACAUAUUCUGUAUGUUUUAAAAGUUUGUAUUACUUAAAAAAGAUUUUAAGCUUUAUAAAAGAGCAUUCAAUUUUAUAAGAACAAUGUGUUUUAUUUAUACUAAAAUUUUGUUUUUCAUAGCUAGAUAACUGAACAAGAAGUACUUGAAAGACAAAAUAAAUUGUAACAGGUAGAUGUUAAGCAAAACUAACAGAUUUUCAUAAAAAUAUUAAAAUGUUAAAUUAUUAUCUUAACUGUUAUGAUAAUGUGAAUAAAUGAACGAUCAGUGAUAAUGAUGUUUUAUAACAUUUUGUCCCUAUUGCUAAAACAUACAUAAUUUGAAAUUUUUCAUUUAUAUUAUCAAAUUUUCUGUAUUUUCAAAAUUAGAUGCAAAAUAAUAAUAUACAAAAUUUGGCAUAUCAGACGUUAAACAAGACAGUAGUGAAUUAAUAUUGUUGCUGCAUAAUCUUUGCCCUCAUUAAGCCUAGCAGAACUACUUGAAAUAAUAACAUCCUGCACAGUGUCACGCUACAUGUUCAAGCACCUUUACAGUUAGUCUCUUUCUAGAGUUUAAAUCAAGUUCAUGAUAUCAAUUCAUUUACGCAAUAAACAUUGUUAUAAUUGUUCAUUACAUAUAUAUGUAUGUUUUAUAAAUAUAUUGUUAUAAAAAAGUAUAGUGGUUAAUUACAUAAAAUGUUUGUAAUAAGUAUGAUACUAUUCAAGAUAUUUUUGCUGAAAUUCAAUUUGGCAGAAUGGAUUGAUAUGCCUGAAUUUUCUGAUGAAACAAAAGUGUACAGAAUAUCUACACCAAAACAAGAUCACUUUCAUAAGUUUACUAAACAAACUAAAGAAGACCAGUUUUUGCACGCAUAUCAAAAUGUUACUUAUAAAGAUAUACAAAUAGAGCAAACUACAAAUAAUGACGAUAUUGAACACGUUUUUCAUAAAAUAAAAGAUACUAUUAUUGAACCCAUGAUUCAAACACCUUCCAAGAAAGAAGAAAACGUACAGUUAGAUGAAGCAAUUCCUUUAAUCAAGGAACAAAAAUUAAAGAAAGAGUACUUUAAUGAAUCUUUGAUUUCUACUAAUGAAGAAAUUUUUCAAUAUCUACCAUUGGAUACACUUAAAAGUGUUCAUCAAACUUUAAAAUUACAGCUUACAUCGAGUGAAGGAAAAAUUCAAUUUUUAAAAAUGUUUGAAAAUACAUUAAUCGCUGAAAUAGAAUCUCAACUCACACAAGCUAUAAUAACUGGUCGACAGAAAAGAGGUGUUGAACAUUAUGAUCACGGUUAUGAUAAUGAUCAUGCUGCAGGAUUUCCUUCCAUAGAAGGUGCACUGAUGGCUAUUUCAUUUCUUACAUUUGCAGUAUAUCUUAUUAGAUUAGUCAUGCUUUUAUUUAGGAAUAUAAAUAAUUCUAUGCCAACUACUACAGGUGCAACUUUGCUUCUUGGAAGAAGAAAACGAUCUAUGAACAAAUUUGACGAUGAUCUAAUUAUGAUAUUUAAAAACAUAGAUAAUUUUUCAUUCAGAUCUUAAUUAAU
Messenger RNA from Osmia bicornis bicornis, 1800 nucleotides. RefSeq lists its product as uncharacterized. Lineage: Eukaryota; Metazoa; Arthropoda; Insecta; Hymenoptera; Megachilidae. The transcript has 5 exons. The record is from RefSeq and is a predicted model, not a curated record. Bases 953 to 1795 code for a protein of 280 amino acids.